This is a messenger RNA of Eremothecium cymbalariae DBVPG#7215, 726 nucleotides long. RefSeq names its product Rim9p (gene RIM9). Lineage: Eukaryota; Fungi; Ascomycota; Saccharomycetes; Saccharomycetales; Saccharomycetaceae. The coding region runs from base 1 to 726 and encodes 241 amino acids. The transcript has a single exon. The record is from RefSeq and is a predicted model, not a curated record. Gene Ontology annotation, cellular component: growing cell tip; cell division site; plasma membrane.
AUGCCAACUUCAACAUAUAUCUUAACGAUAUCUACCACUUUGGCUUUGGUGUUCCAGUUGUUCGCCACAAUUUCAACACCUCUCACUUCGAAUGUCUAUCUAUCUCACUUUAACGGAUAUAGAUUCGGGGUAUUUGGUUGGUGUAACACUGAAAAUGGAAAUUGCACCUCUGUGAAGCUUGGGUAUUCUUCUAAAGAUGCCUUUUUAUUUGCAGGUCAAGAUGAACUAGCAUUACCUACACAAGCCAAAUAUUCGUUAUCAAAAUUGUUAGUGGUACACCCGAUUGCCCUAUGUUCAACAGCUAUCUUAUGGGUGAUGGUUAUAUUUGUCCAGUUUUGCGAUGAUACAGAUAGAUCCCUUACAGCUAUUAUAAUAUGGUCUUUUCUCACUUAUUUGCAGACGCUACUAUGUUUUCUAGUUGAUGUGUUGCUCUUCAUUCCUUACCUAGAUUGGCCUGGAUGGUUGAUUCUUGUUAGUGCUAUACUCAUAGUGUUUAGCUCUUCGGUAUCAUGCCUAAGAAGGCGAACAAUAUCUUCUUGGAGGUAUGAGAGGACGGCUAAAGGGGAGGAUAUAGAGCUAUAUCCGUUGCAUGAAAGCUAUCAUACGCACAAAGAUUCUCCUCUAGUUUUGGAAAGACACGGUACAAACAGUGAUCUGUCAACCAAAAACACUUUACCAACUAAUAGACAACAGAACAGUCGAAAUGCUAUCCUGGAGCAGCCUUAA